UUGGCUGUCGAAAGUGGAAGCGCUGGAAUACUUAGCUUUUGUUUUUUGUUUUUCUUCGUCAUCAUCUACUCUUCUCCCACUGCCUUUGGUUCUUUAACUCUUUUAUUAUAAGACGAGGAUGAAAUUACAGGCCUCUGAUAAGGGCACUGUAAAUGUCUUCGUAGCCGAAAUGUACUAAGUCACUGUACUAAAGUUGUGCAUCUGAAACACCUUAACGAAGACAGAUCAAAUAAUUGAAAAAUAUAAACCAGUAGACCAGUUGAACAAGUGUUCGGUGUUCUGCGGUGUUCGGCAUCCAGUGCUGAAGGCCGAAGUAUCUUUAAAUUACUCGCCAAGAGAAAGAAGUUAUCAUUUCAUCAAGCAAGAUGAACAAGCGAAAUCUAGAUAGAGGAAAUGGAGUAUUAGCCUCAGUGUGAUGAGACGGAAACCUGUAAGCAGCCCAAGAGUGCACUGAAGUUCAUGUCCAUUGCAUCAGCCAGAAGACGGUGAACCAAUAUUUCAGAAAUGCGAGCGACAAGACAGCUCGCCAGCAGUCCUAGCCAUUGCUGGUUGGCAGUACUGAUAACACUACUGUUCCUCUCCGGCUUUCAAGAUACCUCCUGCGUCCUCGCAAAUGCAACGGAGAAUCCCCAGCGGAUGUGGGAUCCAGAGAAGGGUUCGAUCCUAGGACAAGGGGUUGGAUCCUUCGCCCUCGAGAAUGUCACGACGACGAACCAGACGGUGGAGGUCGGAUCCACGGUGUUCCUGCACUGCCAAGUCAGGAAUCUGGCAGAUAAACAGGUGUCUUGGAUCCGGCGCCGCGACUACCACAUCCUCACCUCCGGCCUCCACACCUACAGCAAGGACGAGCGUUUCACCGUCGUCAGGCCUGAGGACGCCGACGACUGGGCUCUGCAAAUUCGAUUUGUCCAGAAGCGUGACGAGGGGGCCUAUGAGUGCCAGGUGUCAACCAAGACGGGUCGCUAUGGAUACGUCGUUAACCUGAAGGUGGUCACCCCGAAAGCGGUUAUCUCGGGGUCAUCAGAACUCCACGUCCAGUCCGGUUCAACUAUUUCUCUGCUCUGCAUCAUUGAGGGGAGCCUGUCUCCGCCGCAGUUCAUCUUCUGGUACCACGAUAACCGCAUGAUCAACUAUGACCAGUCCCGCGGCGACAUCUCGGUCACGAUAGACCACCAGGAGCUUAUAACCUCCCGCCUCACCAUCAACAACGCCAGCUUCAAGGAUUCUGGGAACUACACCUGCAGCGCCAACAACAUUAACCCGUCCUCAGUCAACGUCUACGUGUCAGAAGGCAAAGGCGACAAGACGGCAGCAAUCCAGCGACUGGGAUCUGGCAGCGAGAGCGUCACAAGCUCAGCCACGACCGUCUGCUCCCUCCUGCUGGUGGUUCUCCUGAACAGCGCGUCCAACCUGUGCUCGUCGCCCGGGACCUGAUCCCCUUCAGACUGAUCGCUGCGUCAGGAGGGUCUGGCGCGUUUCGUUUCGCCAAGACUAAUGCUCAUUUACC
This is a messenger RNA of Penaeus monodon (black tiger shrimp), 1507 nucleotides long. Its product is annotated as zwei Ig domain protein zig-8-like. Lineage: Eukaryota; Metazoa; Arthropoda; Malacostraca; Decapoda; Penaeidae. The transcript is spliced from 7 exons. The record is from RefSeq and is a predicted model, not a curated record. Gene Ontology annotation, biological process: synapse organization. The coding region runs from base 505 to 1434 and encodes 309 amino acids. Gene Ontology annotation, cellular component: neuron projection membrane.